AAUCACUCAAACAGAUACUACAACACGAUGGACGUGGACAACAACAAUAAUAUCAAUAAUAAUAUCUAUAACGAUGGAGGUAGAUCUGCUUUGGAUUUACUAAAAGAAGAAUCAGAAUGUAAUCAUAUUAUAUCAUUCUGUUUGGCAUUGGACACGAUGCUACGUGGUGGCAUACCUUUGAAGAAGAUAACAGAGUUUUGUGGAGUACCUGGCGUAGGCAAGACUCAAAUGGCCUUCCAACUGGCUGUCAACUGUGCCAUACCAAUAGAGUUUGAUGGCGUUGCUGGAAAAUGUCUGUUCAUCGACACUGAGGGCUCUUUCGCAGUGUCGCGCAUCAGACAGAUGGCCACGGCACUGAUUGAACACCUGCAUCUGGUCGCUGCCGAAGCCACACCAGAGCUACAGAACAUUGCCAACAACAUGACGGUGGACCAAGUGAUGGAUUCAAUAUUCUAUUAUCGAGUACAUCAUUACAUUGAGCAGAUUGCCUUGGUCAACAUGCUCCCUUCAAUCCUGUCCAAUAACCCAGACAUCCGAUUGAUCAUCAUUGAUAGCAUAACAUAUCCGUUCAGACGCGUGUUCAAAGACAACUUCCUAAAGACACGAUGUCUGUCGUCAAUGGCGCAGAGUCUACACAGUGUCGCGCAACAAUACAAUGUGGCCGUGGUGAUCAUGAAUCAAGUGACAACCAAGGUCGUGGCCAACAGCGAAGAAUCACUGCUCAUCCCUACACUGGGCGAGAGUUGGUCACACACAUGUACCAACCGAGUCUAUCUCUACUUCAAGGAACACCAACGAUACUGUCAUCUCUACAAGUCACCAUCAUUCCAAUCGACCAACAGCGAGUUCUGCAUUGGUCCCAAUGGUGUGCGAGGCGCAGACGAAGAGCCACAACCACUGGAAGACGAGGAUGACGAGUUUGAAUGGGAGGAAGAGGAUUUUGGAGUUGGAGUUGGAGCGCCUGAUUCUCAUUCUCCUACACCGCCUGUA
Molecule: messenger RNA, 990 nt
Organism: Acytostelium subglobosum LB1
Lineage: Eukaryota; Evosea; Eumycetozoa; Acytosteliales; Acytosteliaceae
Exons: 1
Biological process (GO): DNA repair; meiotic DNA recombinase assembly; reciprocal meiotic recombination
Cellular component (GO): Rad51C-XRCC3 complex; replication fork; Rad51B-Rad51C-Rad51D-XRCC2 complex
Molecular function (GO): four-way junction DNA binding; ATP-dependent DNA damage sensor activity; ATP binding
Source: RefSeq, a predicted model, not a curated record